Anastrepha obliqua is the source of this 1254-nucleotide messenger RNA. RefSeq lists its product as uncharacterized. Lineage: Eukaryota; Metazoa; Arthropoda; Insecta; Diptera; Tephritidae. The transcript is spliced from 2 exons. Bases 63 to 1133 code for a protein of 356 amino acids. The record is from RefSeq and is a predicted model, not a curated record.
GUGGUCUCCACCUAAAGUCAACAGUUCAACCAACUUAACUUGGCAUCAAAUUAAGCUUCAAUAUGAAGAUCUUUGGGACUUUUUCGCUGGCGCUGGCCACCCUGGUCAUCCUAACAUCUGCUGAUAUCUCCCUACAGAACGGCUACAUAUAUAGUAACCAGCAACAGCAGCCCAUCUACAAUGCUCGGCAACAACCGCUAAUCAUGCAGCUGAUCCCUUCCCUGCCACAACAACAAAUACAAGACAAUAGAAACAAGCCAUUGCAAAUUAACCAGCCUAGCCAGCAGUAUUUGCCUGGACUACAACAACCACGGCAGCCACUACCACCACAACAACCAUUACAACCAUUACAACCAUUACAGCCGUUGCAACCCUUACAACCCUUACAACCUUUGCCACAACAACGGCAGCCACAAAAGUCUGCACCUUUGGCACCACACACAUUGCCAAUGCCUUCGAACUUCCCUACGUCAGCUGGCUUUCAAUUAUCACUAGCACCCGUGAAUGUUGCCAAGCAUCAACGCCGUCCACGUCCACGCGUUAAGAUCCCCAAAAAAGCUAUAGUGACCAAGAAUUUCUUCAUCCACACAGCACCAGAGGAAAGCGAGGACGAGUUGCAAGAUGAAUUUACCCAAUUGUCCGCACAGCCACGCAAACACUAUAAUGUGCUCUUCGUAAAGACCCCAGCGCAGACGAGCAAGGCUGCUGCUGUCAAUUUGGCUAAGGCACUGCAUGAGGAGAAGACCGUUGUUUAUGUGCUAUCGAAGAAGACAUCUGCAGCCGAUUUGCAAGAAGCCAUUCAAGAGGCGCCACAACAUAUCAACAAACCCGAGGUGUUCUUCAUUAAAUAUCGCACACCCGAGGAGGCCGCCAAUGCACAGCGACAAAUUCAGUCGCAAUAUGACAGUUUGGGCGGCACUUCUACCAUCACCGAUGAGGGUUUGGCGCCCAUCACUUCUGUUGUGGGUUCACUCGAUGAGCCAGAGGAGGAAGAAAUCGAGGAAGACCAACAGCUGCCUGAACAACAAUUGCCUCAGCACCAACAGGCCGGUCCAGAAGCACAAUACGAGGAUCAGCUCUCGAAUGGCAUCAGUCCACCUGCUCAGUAUUUGCCACCCGGGAAUAAGUAUUAAAGAUUUUCAUUUUGCCAAUGAAUGCUUAAUGUUAGUUGUUAUGAAAUUAUUGUUGCACACUCGUAUACGAACAGAUUUUCAUAGUUCAAGAAAUUGCCAAUAAUUUUCAUUUGUUAAUCUA